UUGGCAGGAAGAGGAGGGGGGAUGGCAAAAGUUGCCUUCGGUUCUGUAGGCGUGAGGCGAUUUGCCACGAGGUCGCGGCGAUCCGUCGACGCGGCUGCCAGUUAUUUGCCACCGAGUCCUAGCCAAAUGUAGCAUUGAACCCUAAGAAUUGUGAACGUGUAGUGAAGUUAGCAUCGGGAAGGCGCCGUGUGACUCUCAGAGGAGGGACGUCAAGGCACUGUCCAUGCAGGCACGGGUACUGUGAUGUCUCAUCUUCAGAAAGCAAACUUCCUUCGCGCAGUUGUGUGAAGUACAUCACAGCGGCACCUUUUAAGAACAGCAGUAAUUCACAAACCUGGGAGCACUUCUGGCCAAGGACCAUGGAAAAGUACCACGUGCUGGAGAUGAUUGGAGAGGGAUCAUUUGGGAAGGUAUACAAGGGAAGAAAAAGAUAUACUGGCCAAGUUGUAGCCCUCAAGUUCAUCCCAAAGGUUGGUCGCUCAGACAAGGAGCUGAGAAACCUGCGUCGGGAAAUUGAUAUCAUGCGAGGCCUUCAACACCCGAACAUCGUCCAGAUGCUGGACAGCUUUGAGACUGAUAAGGAGGUGGUGGUUGUAACAGAUUAUGCAGAAGGAGAGCUAUUUCAGAUCUUGGAAGAUGAUGGAAACCUUCCUGAAGAGCAGGUCCGUGAGAUUGCAUGUCAGCUGGUCUCUGCAUUAUAUUAUCUACACUCUCAUCGCAUCCUUCAUCGGGACAUGAAGCCUCAAAACAUACUGCUCGGAAAAGGAGGGGUUGUCAAACUCUGUGAUUUUGGGUUUGCCCGGGCCAUGAGCAUCAAUACCCUUGUACUGACCUCCAUUAAAGGAACGCCACUGUACAUGUCUCCUGAGUUGGUGGAGGAGAAGCCAUAUGACCAUACAGCUGACCUUUGGUCCAUGGGCUGUAUCCUCUACGAGCUCUUUGUUGGCACGCCACCCUUCUACACCAACAGCAUUUUUCAACUGGUCAGCCUCAUCAUCAAAGAUCCUGUCAAGUGGCCUAAGAACAUGAGCUCAGAGUUCAGGAACUUCUUACAGGGAUUACUGACAAAGGAACCGAAAUUACGUCUUUCCUGGCCAGCACUCCUUCACCACCCGUUUGUGGCUGGAAAAGUUAUUGUGUUGGAUGACAUCUCUGCCGAAGAAACAAAUCCACUGACGGAGGACCUCAGCCCUGAACUUCAGGCACAAAAAGAAAAACAGGCAGCAGAACUGGCACCUACCAGUGGGCAGUCAAAGAUUCUACGCAAGGCACGGCAAAAGAUGGCAGAAGUAGCAAAGAACAAGGAAAAAGAUAAUCAAUGUGGAAACGCACCUCAAAGACAACGAGGUGUUUUGGAGGAAAAGGCUUCUUCACACAGUGCAUUAUCUUCUAAACAUAAAUCAAUGGCCAAACAAGCUGUAAGUUCUGCUGACACUUUAGCUGUGAAGCAGGUUGGUGAUGCAAAAAAGGAUGAUUGGCAAAUGGAAAAUAGGCCACCCACACCAAAGGUAGAUCGAAUUGGUGCUGAUUACGCAAAAGAAUUUCCAGAGGUGGAGGUCGGAAGCCGUACCCUAACGCGGCAGGACCCCAGCGCCGUGCCAGGACGUGCCAACGGAAGCAUCGACAAUGUAGACCUUGACAAUGAGGAGAUGGACAGCGAUGACGAGUGGCAGCAUUUCAUUGAAGCGACGGAUCCUACCAACCUCCAGUUGACCACUCCCAUGACACUUUUGUCAGAUGCUGAGUUUUUGACUCGCAUUCGAGCCAGGCUGAGAGACUCAUCCACUCAGGUUUUAGAUGGUAUGCUGGAGGGAGCAUCCAGACUGCGUCCUGUGCUCCAUGUCAUUACAAACCUUUUAGCCACUAAGUGUGACUCGGAGCUGCUGUACACGUUCUGUUGCUCUCUCGAGCUUCCACAUCACUCCCUCAUGCUGCUGGAGCAGAUCUUGGCCAGUACAAGUGUGCGACAACAACCCUGGUGUCUAGCUGUCCUGUUAGACCUAAUCGCAUUACUCAUUGCUUACUUUGCCAGUGAUUUCAACACUAAUCCAAAUAUAUGUUCAGAGAGUUAUGAGAGAUUUGGAAAGUCUGCUGAAGAGUACAUUAAAAUAUUGCAGAAGCUGAUGAAUCAGUCCAUCGACACUGAUCUUCGCCUCACAGAACAAGCCAUGCUAUGCCUGGUGUACCUGUGCGAGAGUAUGGAUGCAAACUCAUCACCUGUGUCUGCAGAUUUUUACUCCAGUUUGCUUUCCAACAACUCCGCUCUCAUUCAGAUUCUGCUGCUUGGUACUCAAACUCAACCAGCUGUGCAGAAAAAAAUAGUUUCCCAUGCUCGAUUGGACCAGGUUUCUGGUGCCUUUAUGGCUGCUAUGGCAGCUUUGCUGAACUUUCCGCUUAAAAACCAACCAUGUUGUGUGGCCAAGACCAAGGUGGUAGAAUUUAUUGUGGAGAGCCUGAUGGAGCCAACACAGCAUCACCUGAUAGAGGGCUUGGUGAAUGACCUCAGCCAUCCUCUGAAGGCCUCAAAUGCUCUACGGGUGCUGUACUCUUGCUGUCAAAUGAGUGGAUCCAUGUGUAAAGUGCUGGCUGAUACACCCAAAUUCUUUAUUUCCACAUUGCAUAUUCUGCAAGGAAAGAUGGAACUGACCGACAUUGUUAGCAGCCAGGCGUUUGAGCUGGUGCUGCAUCUGUUCACUGUGCUGCUCGUACAGCUGGGCCAAGUUCCCCCAGAGCUGGAAGAAAUGGCGAAAUAUAUUGGGUCAAUAUUUGUUGAUUCACAAUUGAUCACCCACAUUUGUGCCACAGGAAUUCUAAUUUCCCAGAUGACAAGCCUGGGCUCAGCUGCAGAAGUCAACUUUGAGGUUUUACUCAACUCUUCCAAGGCUGCUCUAACCAGCCACAUUGAGCUUUUUAUACGGUUCCCGUACGGAUUUGGAGUCUGCGACGGCCUCCUCCAGCUCCUCUUGCAGUUCCUUUGUGAGGGUGAGAGGGAGUUGGUGCAGGGCUUUGCGGAAACUGAAGUGUGGAAUCUGAUGUGGCACCAAUUGGCAGUCGGUCUGCAUCUCUCAGUGUGUGGCCCUGUGAUGGAAGGUGACACUCCACGAUCAGAUGCCCCAGGCUUGGCUCCUGACUGGACCCUCAUCUCUCCUAUCGGAACACUGGCCUUGUUGAAUUUGGCACAGUUUGUUUUUGCUCAAGAGCCACAGCACUGCAUUAUCCUGCUCUCUCGGUCCAAUUCUGUGGUGGCGGCCGUACUGCUCAAGCUUCUUACUCAGGAUUUCCUUAUUCAUCUCAGCAGCCCAGAAGUAAAGGACCAAUACGAUCUGAGUUUGAGCUCACUUGUUGGAUCAGUGGUGCUGCUCACCUGCCAAAUCCUCUGUUUCCCUUUUGCAAUGGACGUGGAAGACGCAAUGCUCACGGAUGUUCUGACCACGCUGCGUGACACACAAAUUCUAACCCGCCUGAUGCAGGUGUGCAUGCACCAGCUGUCAGAGAAGCAAUUGGAGGUUCCUCUAGGACUAGUGUCUCGACUUGUGCUCAGUAAUGCUGAAUUUUUGACAGAGUUUGUGAGGUUAAUGAGUGAACAGGAGACUGCAAAAUAUUUGUCUCGCCUUCUGGCAUCGCCUUCUUGCCCUCCUGCCACGCUUGUUGACGUCCUCUCAAUAUUCAGUCAUGUUGCACGAACAACACCAGAGUGUGUUGACCAGCUCCUUAAAUUGUUUUCUGGAAAUGAAUUAUCUACCGGUUCUUUGUCACAAAUGUCUGGUUUCAGCUUGCUGCUCCGCGUGCUGAGCCACGAAAGGAGCACAGUGCGUGCACAAGCGUGCGGCCUCGUUGGUAACCUGCUGCGCCACUCUGCGGCGCCGUGUGGGAGCCUGGCGGUGGGCGGCAGUGAGGUCCUGUCACAGCUCACGGCUUGUCUGGCGGACGGCGAGGAUGGAGUGCGGCGCUCGGCCAGCCUGGCACUGGGGAAUGCUGCUUACCAUGGAGCAGGGCUGGAUGCGUCAGCUCUGGCUCCAACUGUGCCCCACAUCACCAGACUGCUGCAGGACCCCCUGGUGAGGAUACGUUGCAAUGCUGCAGCCGCGCUGGGGAAUCUGGGAGCCGUGGAGGGACUGCGCGAACAGCUGGUGUCCUGCCGGGCGCCCCAGCAGUUGGUGGCGGUGGCCUGUGAUGACGUCCACCUAUCUGUGCGGGAGGCUGCUCUCGUUGCGUUGCGCAGCAUGAGCAGAAGCCAGAAGCUCCGAGAGGUGCUGGUGAACAUGAAAGCUCAAGACAAACUUUCUGCAUCCAUGGGCAGCAUGCGGCCCAUUACCAGGGCACCGGCUAGUGGCUUUGUCGCUGACCAAAGCAGUACACUCGCAGUAUCGCAUCACUGUGUCAAACUCAUCCACGUACUGCAGGCCUGAAGGAGAUUCUUAAAUUCAAGUAAUUCAAGCAAGGCAAUCGCACAAGCAGGAUCUGUCUGUGCAUUAAGCACCUUGUGAGUUAUAAUGUACAAGGAGCAAUGAUGCAACAUAACAUGUGUGUUAAAUGGGGUAGUUGCCAUCCAAACCCCGAAACCAAGUUAAUUCACAGCUUGCACAGUGAGCGUGCUUCACAAAACUCUUUUUGGAAGGAACUCAUGCUGAAGACGAGGACAAUAAAGCCAAUGUGAUGGGGUAACUAAAAGACAUUUUAACUUCCAGGACGGCCUUCAGAUUGCUGACAAUGAUGUACUGAUCUAGAAGGAAACCAUUCCUUGGGAGACCCAUUUUAGAAACUCAGCCAAAUUCCUGUGGAUGUAAGACUUUCCACAAAAAAGUUUUACCAGGCCCUUUUAUAUUGUAUUGAAAAGUUGUUUUGUGCAGAUGUUAUGGUGGGCUAGGUGAACUGAAUAUUUCGUAUUUACAUAAAUAUGGUAUUUCCCCAAGAAUUGUCAGUUCCUACACAACCUUCUAAAAUGAACAUAGGAUAGCGCUUUCCUUCCUCCUGGCCUGUGCCAACGUGCAGAUAAUUGUACGUCAAAAAGAUACAGGCAUCCUUCAUCGCACACCUCCCCCCUUAACUGGGGUCCUUACAAACCCCAUUUUUAAUCACGCUGAGAUUGACAACAAAUAACUUGAGCUUUAUCUUUAAUACAUUGCCAUACAGGAAGACUAAGAAACGUGUUACAACAGUUGGCAAACCAACUUGAAAUAUGGAAUCAACAAACCACUAA
This is a messenger RNA of Petromyzon marinus (sea lamprey), 5200 nucleotides long. RefSeq names its product serine/threonine kinase 36 (gene STK36). Gene Ontology annotation, molecular function: protein binding; ATP binding; protein kinase activity. The record is from RefSeq and is a predicted model, not a curated record. Gene Ontology annotation, cellular component: cytoplasm. Gene Ontology annotation, biological process: protein phosphorylation; smoothened signaling pathway. NCBI's taxonomy places the organism in Eukaryota, Metazoa, Chordata, Hyperoartia, Petromyzontiformes, Petromyzontidae.